Messenger RNA from Vicia villosa (hairy vetch), 696 nucleotides. RefSeq lists its product as uncharacterized. The transcript is spliced from 2 exons. Lineage: Eukaryota; Viridiplantae; Streptophyta; Magnoliopsida; Fabales; Fabaceae. The record is from RefSeq and is a predicted model, not a curated record. The coding region runs from base 1 to 696 and encodes 231 amino acids.
AUGGCUUCACAAACAGAAAAAGAUGAUUUUUGUGUUCGUUUUACCGGUAAAAAUUAUCCGGCUUGGGAAUUUCAGUUUCAAAUGUAUCUCAAAGGGAAAGGAUUAUGGAAUCACUUGGAUGAUAUCUCUAUAGCACCGUUAGAGACAACCGAUUUAGAUGCUUGGGAAAUCAAAGAUGCUCAAAUUAUCACUUGGAUUCUCAGUACUAUUGAUCCUCAGAUGAUUAAUAAUUUGCGAUCUUUUUCCACUGCUCAAGAAAUGUGGAACUAUUUAAAGCAUAUUUAUAAUCAGGACAAUGCGGCCAAGCGUUUCCAGUUAGAGCUCGAGAUAGCCAAUUACAAACAAGGUAAUAUGUCAAUUCAAGAAUAUUACUCUGGUUUUUUGAAUUUGUGGACAGAACACUCUGCGAUUAUACAUGUGGAUGUUCCCAAGAGUUCUCUUGUGGAUGUCCAGGAGGUCUACUAUACUAGUAGGCGAGAUCAAUUUCUUAUGAAACUUCGUCCAGAAUUUGAAGUUGUUAGAGGAGCUUUGCUGAACAGGAAUCCCGUUCCUUCUUUAGAUACAUGUGUUGGUGAACUUCUCCGAGAGGAACAACGUCUUGCUACUCAAGGAACCAUGUCUCAUGAAGUUGUUGCUUCUGAGCCUACAGUGAAUGCAUUUGCUGCUCAGAGUAGAGCAAGGUCAUAUUAUAUCUGA